AUGGAGGGCCAUACACAACAGCCCUCAGAGCGAAUUCCCGCCCUCCAGGAAUAUUUCGCACGAUGGUCACCCCAAAUCCAUCCAGUGAAAUCAGCAGAAGAAGAGUUUCAAGAGAAUCUCAAGAAAGACCAAGAUCUAUUGACUGGCCUGACGCAAAACUCAUUGGACAAACUCGAUGAGAUUGUCAGAUGCGCAACCCGCAUGCAACAGCUUCAGGCGCUGCAUGAAGAUACCAAGAAACAAAAGGAGCGCGAUUACCAGCAGAAGAUAUGGGAACAACAAAAGGCUCUCGUGUUGGAGCUUCACGGUCUAUUUGGUCCUGAACUUCGUCGGGAACUAUGCAAGAAUUGGUGCGAUUGUCGUGGUCUGCCUUCUUCAACUCCUUCCACUCAGUCAAACACUACGUCAGGCGCCGUCGACAUCGAACAACCCAGAGACAAGACUACCUCACGCUUCACUCCUAUUCCAGAAGAACGGACAAGCGCAAGUGAGCCACCCGAGAACAACACGAUAAAUUCCAUGCCGAGCCCUCCCAGCACCGAAAAUGCACCAGAGCCAAGCACCCACCCGAGCGGACCAGACAGAACCGAACAUGACACCUCAGCUGCUCCACGAAAGAGACCAGCCAACCCCCCCGCUGCCCGUCCGACGAAGCGCUCUCGACCGAACGUCACAGAAGGUCCCCUCACAGGAGACAGGACAAUUGAGUACGAACAGGUCUACCAGAACGGCAAAGCCGAACCAAAGUAUGUCAUUGCUGAGUAUAAUGGGUUCUGGUACAUCCUCGAGUGUAAGGAACACAGACUACACUUCAACAAUGACCCCAUACGCGGUGCCGCAAAGCAUCUUCGGGGUAAAAAGCAUAACAGGGCGUCUGUCAAUUACGAAGAGGCCAUCCGCGAGCUCGGAACGCGCGUUCUUGGCUGUGGUAAGAAAGAGGCCGCGGAUAAUAAUAUUGUUGCCCGAAGACCUUGUUACUCUCAGAUGGGCAAACCGGUCAAUAGCCUUUCACCCGCAGCUGGCCGCAGUAUCCCGACGCGGAGUAAUCAGAGUCCUACGGGGAUUGACCCAAAGCCUGGCGAAGUGUACACGACCUUUUGGAGCGAGACUAAGGAAUUUUAUGCUAUCUUGGUCUUACCCUGGCGCAAUACCGGACAGCUUGGUAAAGACUUGACUCUUACUGUCAAGGAUACCGGUCUUAUCAAGGAAGUUCCAUUUUGUUACCAGUAUAACCAGGCCGAUGGUUUAGUCGAAUGGGCACCUGGGUACCUCCCAGAUGGGCAGCACUACAGCAAGAGAAAAUAUCCGAUCAUGUAUUUUGACGCGUCUGUGUUCCCAGGGGAAUGUCGGGUAAACUGGGUCGCUGCUCGCGAGUUUGCACACUACGAUCCCAAGGUUGCUACUAUCCCGUUCAAAGACAUUGUGGAUGGCUUUAUUGCCUCGAGGAACAAAAGCGUCCAAGAAGCAGUAAAACAUCACAAUGGCCAGAGCAUUCACAAUCUUCCUUUGGUGUCAAUUCGCUAUUUUCACCCUACUAAUCGCAUGUGUCUUUGUAUUACUGGUCAUCAUACCAUGGUAAAACACGAGAACGGACAACGAAACCUCAGUGUCGACGCACCAACCGCCGAGAUCUUCCCGCGCGAACAGCCCGCAGGCGCUCGAGAGAUCAUCGUGAUAGAUGAUGAUAGCGACGAUGAUACAGAAAGCCGGUAUCAAGUGCCGGAUACCUCGAUCGGGUCUGACCAUCCCGUUCCCAAGACCGAACCCUCAGAUGAGUUUAUGACGGAUGUCCAUGACCAGCAAAGCACAAGCACCACCUGUGACACUGCGUCUUCGCAGCAGCCAUUCACAGUUCAAGAUCACACUCAGCUGUGCGAUGAUUUGCCCGAGUCUCAAUUACCAACUGGAGAUGCACCUCUUCAAGGUCCAACCUCAUGCGACAUGGAAGCCCAAACCCUCAAUUAUAGUCUGAUGCCGCAAUGUCCUGCAGCCUUUUUGCACGACCCAUAUCCGACCGACAACACGUAUAUUCAUCCACACCAGCUAUCUCAACCAGCUUCUACUGAUGCCCGUGCACCGGAAGCCAUCAUGGCGCCGUUGCCUCCCCGUCAGUCGCCUUCAGUCCCAGGCCUCGGCGACAGGUCUCGAACGCAACCAAAAGCCAUCCCUUGCCAAGAUGCCGAGUACACUUAUCUCAACCAAGCACGAAGUGCAUCAUCGCAAUUCCAACUUGACAGCGACGGUCAACUGAGAUGGAUUGCUCCCAAGACUCUGUCCGGGGUUGCUCCGAAGCAGAAGCCCAUGAGUGCCCGUCAGCAUGAAGAGCUUAGAACUCGGAUUCUGCCUACUGGUAAAGAGCCCCAGUCCUCUCAGCAUCAAGUGUCAAUAGUGACUUCUCAGCAACCGAGAAAUGUAACACCGCAUGGUUUUAAAAGAUCAUUUUAA
This is a messenger RNA of Fusarium pseudograminearum CS3096, 2445 nucleotides long. RefSeq lists its product as uncharacterized. The record is from RefSeq and is a predicted model, not a curated record. The transcript has 2 exons. NCBI's taxonomy places the organism in Eukaryota, Fungi, Ascomycota, Sordariomycetes, Hypocreales, Nectriaceae. Bases 1 to 2445 code for a protein of 814 amino acids.